GCGGGAGCAUCGUUUUCGAAAGAGCACAUCCUACUCCUCGCACUAUUGCUUGUGCUAUUCGUUAAUCAAGCUCACAAAAUCUCGCACUCUUGCAACACAAUAUUCUGAAGCCCUAUCCCCUCUAAACCCAUGCUAUCAACACUGCCCAGUCAAUAUCAAUAUUCAGACAUCCGGAAUAUCCAUCAGGAAUUUAUUUGACAAGUGCUUGAGGUCGACGAUAAAUAUUUUUUUUAUUAAAGAAAACAUUUAAUUAAGUGUCAUUUGUAUCGAUAUAAAAAAAUUGUGAAUCGUUGAAAAUUAAGUUCAAAAUUUUACAGUGAUUGUGUUUCUCCAUGUCCACAAAAUGACGUAAUUUGUUCUUUUUUUUUGCAUUAAGAUCUGAAUAAAUGAGAAAUUUAAUAUUCAUGAACAUCGAAAAAACUACAAAAGCCAACAUUUAAAUGUACAGUGCAGUUAUAAAGUUAAGUGACAGUGGAAUUAUAUUGCUACCAUUUUAUUACGAUUAAACACAUUUUAUUAUUUCUUGUGUCACCAAACUGUGUGUGGAAUUUACUCUCCUGAAUUAAUAUAUACAUAAUUGCAUUCCGUCCGACGACUGCAAACUUUUUUUCUUCAGGGAUCCAAGUGGUAUACUUGGAUGAUGACUGAUCAGAUGAAAACAAAACAUGACUUUCCAAUAAAAAUAAUGAAUUGCCAAUGGAAUAUUAAAACUCAUUAAAAAAACAUAUAAAAAUCACAAGGUUUAAUAAAUAUAAAAUGUGAACGUAUAAAUAAAGUUAAUAAAUAGUGAAUUAAUUAUUAAAAAUAAUUUACAAAAUGAUGAAAUAAUCGAUAAUUAAUAAAUUGUUGUUGUUAAUUCAAAAUAAAUAUUGCGAAGAAGUAGUUGGACAUGUAUUCAAGAUAGUAGAUAAUAAUGUGAUAGAACUCGCUAGAAAUAAGCGAUGUCUACUUCUCUUUCCACAUUCAUCUGUUUUAUUAUUUAUUUUGGUGGUGCUGUUACUUGCUUGCGUAAUUUCCGAACAGACUUCUUAGAGGAAUGGCCGACUCCAGGAACAGGACCGCACUUUGACACCUCAAUGCCCUCCAAUUUCACCGGUCUUGUUGGCAACACUGUCGACCUGGUUUGCAAAGUCAAGAACCUCGGUAACCGCACGGUGUCAUGGGUCAGACAUCGAGACAUUCACUUGUUGACAGUUGGUCGAUAUACAUACACAAGUGAUCAACGAUUUGAAGCUCAACAUCACCCACACACUGAAGAGUGGACCCUCAAGAUACGAUAUCCUCAAAGAAAAGACUCGGGAUUCUAUGAGUGCCAAAUAUCUACUACUCCACCAAUUGGACAUCCAGUUUAUCUCACUAUUGUCGAGCCUGUCACUAUUAUAGUCGGUCAACCAGAUCUUUUCGUGAAUAAAGGAAGCACCAUUAACCUGACCUGCCUCGUCAAAUACGCUCCAGAUCCACCACCUACAAUGACCUGGCGUCACAAUAGCGAGGAUAUCAAUUUUGAUUCCCCACGUGGUGGCAUCAGUCUUGUGACCGAAAAAGGCCGUGAGACGUCGAGUCGAUUAAUGAUACAAAAUGCAGUGCCAACUGACUCGGGACUUUACACUUGUAAACCAAGCAACGCAAAUCCCAGCAGUAUAAGAGUCCACGUUGUCAAAGAAGAGCAUCCUGCUGCAAUGCAUCACGGAUAUGGCAACUAUAUACACCAUGACAAAAAUGUAUUUUAUUUAAUUUCUAUUAUUUUAAUUCACUUAAUGUUUAUAAUGUGAGAACUAUUGCCCAGAGCGUAAAAAUUGAAAUGAAAAGAAUUAAUGCUCGUGCAGGGUAUAAAAUUUCAUUAUUACUGUUUACAUUUAAUAAUGUGACCAACAAAAAAUUUUCCAAUAUCAGCACAUCAUAAUAUUCAAUAAAGAUGUAGUAUUUUGUUAAAGUCUAAUGUUAAACUCUAACUAUGGCAUCAAAAUCAUCAAAAUCUCUAAAAA
This is a messenger RNA of Chelonus insularis, 1985 nucleotides long. Its product is annotated as zwei Ig domain protein zig-8-like. NCBI's taxonomy places the organism in Eukaryota, Metazoa, Arthropoda, Insecta, Hymenoptera, Braconidae. Gene Ontology annotation, biological process: synapse organization. Bases 942 to 1772 code for a protein of 276 amino acids. The transcript has 6 exons. Gene Ontology annotation, cellular component: neuron projection membrane. The record is from RefSeq and is a predicted model, not a curated record.